AUGCUAGAUGCCGAACACUCACCUGCAGGAACAACCUCUAGUUCCAAUGAGUAUGGCGCAGCAGUAACUUCAAUGGUAGAGCCUUCAUUUUACGAUCAGCUAAUGGCGGUCAUGAAAGCAGAAAUUCCUGAAGUAACCAAGAAAGCGAUUAUCGAUAAAUUGAUAAAUUAUGCUAAGGCUACAACAGACACGUCUAAAUUUAAGACAAAGGAAGAGAUAUUCGAGGAAGAUUUCAGAUCAAUUAAGGAUGAUCUUCACGCUUUCAAAACGAAGAUCUCAGGUUUUUCCGAAAAUAAAAUGAUAAUGAAGACUUGGGCUCAUAAUAUUCGCUUGAGAGUGCCUCUUCCAAAAAGAUUUAAGGGUAACCAGGCGAUACGCCUUUUGAGUGAGGUUUUAAAUGAUUAUGCACAAACCUGGUUCUUGGAUAAGUUUCUGGAUCGAGAAAACUAUGCAAAAAAAGAUUUUAACUUCUUUCUGAACGAGAUUGUUCGAAAGUUCGAAGUGUAUGAUAAACCAGCGGUACCUAACAGAAAACUGCUUUGA
Messenger RNA from Naumovozyma castellii, 543 nucleotides. RefSeq lists its product as uncharacterized. The record is from RefSeq and is a predicted model, not a curated record. The coding region runs from base 1 to 543 and encodes 180 amino acids. The transcript has a single exon. Lineage: Eukaryota; Fungi; Ascomycota; Saccharomycetes; Saccharomycetales; Saccharomycetaceae.